AUGAAAAUAAAAGGUUUAGUUAUACGUGACGUUUCGGUAAGGUCAUCACAACAAGCCUCUAAUGAAAAUGUGGAUCAUGAGUCACAACAAGAAAUUGACCAAUCAUCCACAGUUAAUCCAUCAAAUGCACCAAAUCCAGUUGUGCCGCUUCCAGUACGUGCUACUCGUGGUGCUAACAAUUACUUAUUCAUUUGGAAUCUCCCUGAAAAUCACAAGAUUGAAUUGCCAUUAACUAGUUCAAAUCAACCAAUUAAGAAGGCAGGGAGGAACUUCACAAGUUGGUUGGGUACAAUUGCACGAAAACCCCAUUUGUGCCCAAUUAAGUAUAAGAAUUGGACAAGAAUGCCAGAUGAAUUUAAGGAACAAAUAUGGGAUAUUGUUCAGUCAAAAUGGAUUUUGCCUGAAGAACUUGCUAGGUUGGAGGCAAUGAAGAAUAGGACAUUGUCCUCAAUUGCGAAAUCUUGGAAGAACCACAAGUCAACUUUGAAGAAGAAGUAUUUCCUAGGAAGAGGAAAUAGAGCACGAGUACCACCAAAUGUAAUUUAUGAAGAUUAUGAAGACCUUGUUCAGUAUUGGAGUUUACCAAAAACGAAGGAGCUUGCUUUGAAAAACAAGAAUAGUCGUUCCAAGCAAACAAAUGUACAUACUGGUGGUUCAAAAAACUUUGCUUCAUAUGUAGAAGAAAUGGUAACAACGCUUGGGCAUCUUGUAGAGCAUGCGGAUGUAUAUGUAAAACUCCAUCUUCAUAAAGAUGGUACUCUAGUUAACACCGUAGCAGAAGGCAACAUUUCAUCCGACCUUACUGGUAGUAUUGCAUGGGCACCAGAUGAUGUAUAUGCUCAAGUGUUUGGUAAUGAGCGCAAUGGUCGUGUUCGAGGUGUGGGAUUUGGCCCAACUCCAAGUAUGCAUCCUGCCAAGAGCACUCCUGCAAUUGCUCAAGUAAGAAGCCAAGAAAGUGAUGCUAAAGUGACUCAGUUGAAGAAUCAAGUGGCUUCUUUGACGGAGAAAGUGAAUCGUUAUGAAAACUUAGAGGAGCGAAUGACCCAAUUGAUGCAACUAGUGCAAAAUCAGCAAAAUCAUUCUUCAAAAGCUAGUUGGGGUGGUUUCAGUUUAGAUUAUCAAUCUCCAACUCCUUACAGGUCACAGGCUUUAUCCCAUCAAGAAACUAGCAUAUAG
Molecule: messenger RNA, 1176 nt
Organism: Quercus robur (English oak)
Lineage: Eukaryota; Viridiplantae; Streptophyta; Magnoliopsida; Fagales; Fagaceae
Exons: 7
Coding region: 1-1176 (391 amino acids)
Source: RefSeq, a predicted model, not a curated record